AUGACAUGGUUAGAUGAAAUGGAUACAGUGGUUGACAUCAGUGGUUGCGUUGAUAGGGAUGCGGUGAAGUUUGUAUCUCAGUCAUUCAAAGGUGAAGCACUAGCUUGGUGGAGGUCUUUGAUCCAAGCUACCGGAAAGAUCCCAUUGUACAAUCUGUCUUGGGAUCAGUUUGUGACGUUGAUCAAGGAAAACUUCUGUCCUCAACACGAGGUUGAGAAGAUCGAGACUGAAUUCCUAACACUGGUGAUGAAGAAUUUGGAUUGUCAGGCCUACCUUACAAGUUUUAGUACAAUGUCUCGAUUGGUUCCAUAUUUAGUGACACCGGAACCAAAACGGAUAGCUCGUUUCAUUGGGGGUCUAUCCCCGGAAAUCAAAGCCAGUGUGAAGGCAUCCCAACCUACUACCUUUAGGUCUGUAGCUGAUCUGUCACUAUCUCUUACCCUAGAUGCGGUCAGGCAGAGAUCGCUUAGGAAUUCUGAUGCUGGGAAGAGAAAACGUGAGGAUUAUAUCUCACACCGUUCAGACAAGAAGCUCAAAGGGAACUCUGACCACAAGAAGAGUUCUGGGUUUAGAAGGGAUGAUCAGCAGUCGGGUGAAAAGCCCAAGUGUAAAAUCUGUAAGAAGCGCCAUUUGGGGAGAUAA
Helianthus annuus (common sunflower) is the source of this 642-nucleotide messenger RNA. RefSeq lists its product as uncharacterized. Bases 1 to 642 code for a protein of 213 amino acids. The record is from RefSeq and is a predicted model, not a curated record. Lineage: Eukaryota; Viridiplantae; Streptophyta; Magnoliopsida; Asterales; Asteraceae. The transcript is spliced from 2 exons.